Messenger RNA from Nanorana parkeri, 4913 nucleotides. It is a transcript of the gene CTTNBP2, whose product is annotated as cortactin binding protein 2. Lineage: Eukaryota; Metazoa; Chordata; Amphibia; Anura; Dicroglossidae. The transcript has 24 exons. Gene Ontology annotation, cellular component: glutamatergic synapse. Gene Ontology annotation, biological process: regulation of synapse organization. The record is from RefSeq and is a predicted model, not a curated record. Gene Ontology annotation, molecular function: protein binding. The coding region runs from base 82 to 4848 and encodes 1588 amino acids.
UAUGCUGGUUGUGGGGGCUGUCCUCUCCUCUCCCCUGCUCUCACCCGGCUGCAUUGACUCCCAGUCUGCUACAGCACGAAGAUGGCGACGGAGGGAGAGAGCGGAGAGCCCAGCUUCUCCUCUGACCAUGGAGAGCCAGACAAUAUGAAAGACUUUAAUGUGGAAAACUUGAGCAAGCCAGAACUUCGUUUUCUUUUAAGUAUAUUAGAAGGAGAGCUGGAAGCAAGGGAUCUUGUGAUAGAAGCCUUGAGGGCACGGAGGAAGGAAGUUUUUGUCCAAGAACGAUAUGGAAGAUUUAAUCUUGGAGAUCCAUUCCUUGCUCUUCAACGAGACUUUGAAGCAGGUGCUGUUGAUAAGGAAAAGAAGCCUAUCUGUAGCAAUCCCCUUACUAUCUUGGAAGCUGUUAUGGCACACUGCAGGAAGAUGCAAGAGCGGAUGUCUGCUCAACUUGUUGCUGCUGAAAGAAGACAAAGAAAGCUUGAGGCAGAGAAAAGUCAACUGCAAAACCUGGAACAAGAGCACAAAAAGCUGUUGGCUCGUCUGGAAGAAGAACGUACCAAAAAUAAACACGUGGUUCUGAUUCUAGUGAAAGAAUGUAAACUUUUGUCUAGUAAAAUAGUAGAAGAAGCUCAAAGGCUUGAAGAUGCAAUUUCCAAGUUAGAAUUGGAAAAAAAGAAGGGUGCUGAACUAGAAGAAGCACUGGCUGCUGAAAAACAGAUCCGAUCACAAAUAGAAGCACAGAUGGAGGCUCAAAUUGAAAAACAACUUUCAGAAUUCGACACUGAAAAAGAGCAUCUUCGUGCCAAGCUCUCUCGGGAAGAAGCACACACCAAAGAGCUACAAGAUGAGAUUGAUAGAAUGAAGAAAAUUAUUGAACAAUUGAAGUUGUCAAGAGAAGAAGAUAGUAAAGCAAAUAUACCACUUCUGCGGAAGAGCAAAGAUAAACACUCUUUGACUGGAAGUUCUGUAUCACGAUCCGUUUCUUGCCAGGCAAAUACAUUAGGAGUAGAUAGUGACUCUGAAAAUAGCAAGAAGCCUCCUUUGACUAUACCAGCCAAACCAUCUAUAGUCAACCAUGUCAUUGGAGGUGGCACAAAGAUAAAUGUUUGCACAAAUUCUGCAUUUGCAAAGUCAGUUAUAGAUAGACAGACAGUCCAUAACGAUGGUCUUCCUACGAAUUAUAGCAGGACAGAAGAGAACGGCUGCUCUUCAGAAGUAACAAGCAGUUCCUCUUUGUACCCAAAUAUUCCAUUUUGUACCUCUCCGGCUUCGCCAAGUUAUUUGUCUCAGUCUAUGCAGAGCUUACAUUCACCUUGUUCAAAUACUACUAUAAAUUCAGGUGUUAGUCCUCGCAUCCAGGCUGCAAAGUUUAAGUUUCAGGCAAAUGCCAAUGAGCAUGACCAAAAUGGAAACACAACUCAUAAUCCUCAAACCAGAGAAGUGUCUCCCAACAGCCGUGAAAAUUUGGUUGCAAAGCAAAUGGCUAGAAAUACUGUGACUCAAGUUCUCUCUAGGUUUACAAGUCCUCAGACUGGUGCACAAAUUAGACCCGGGUUUUCCCACCCAAUUGAAACAGGCACAUAUCCACCCGUAGCUGGACGUGGUGGCCAUUCAUCUUUAGCACUAAAAUCAACUUCAGUUUCAAGAGUUGAUAGAGGAAACCCCCCACCUAUACCUCCAAAAAAGCCUGGACUUUCACAGACUCCACCUGCACCACAUCCUCCUUUAAAAACACCACCAAAUAUUGGGGGGAAAAUUGAUCAUAAGCCCAUAACAUCUGCUCCUGCCACUUCAGCACAUGGGUUCAGGGUAUUAAAUGAGGAAACUGUGUCUAAGUCUUCUUCACCUCAGCUGCCACCAAAACCAUCUUUAGAUAUACCUGUGGCAUCUGCAGGCUGUGUCAUACCAGCCAUAGGCACAUCACAGGUGGGUGCUUGGCCUUCCCAGUCCCCUGGAUGGAAAGAACCUGCAUGUUCAGAAAGUUCCCUUGUCAUUCCCACAACCAUUGCCUGUACCUCCUCCAUACACCCUGUUAGUGCCUCAUCCUGUAGACCAUGUGAUUCAGACAGCCUACUGGUAACAGCAUCAGGCUGGUCUCCCUCCCUAACUUCUUUACUAACAAGUGGUGGACCUGUUCCCCUGGGAGACAGGUCCACCCUUCUUCACCAAGCUGCUGCCCAGGGAAAUGUCACUUUAUUGUCAAUGCUGCUUAAUGAAGAAGGACUGGAUAUAAAUAACUUAUGUAAAGAUGGCUAUACUGCCUUGUAUUCUGCUGCUGCCAAUGGACAAACAGACUGUGUAAAGUUGCUGCUGAUGUCAGGAGCUCAAGUAGAUGCUACUUUUUCUGAUGGCUUUACAGCCUUAUGUGCAGCAGCUGCUCAGGGACAUGCAAAAUGUGCAGAAAUGUUGCUUGCAUAUAAUGCUGACAUCAAUUAUGCGGAUGGAGGAAAAUCCCCUUUAUACCUGGCUUGUAAAAAUGGACAUUUUGAAAUAGUAAAACUUCUGCUGGACUAUGGAGCUGAUAGACAGACUGCAACCGUUAAUGGCUGGACACCAGUUCAUGCUGCUGCAGAUUCUGGAAACAGCGACUGUCUAAAACUUCUAAUGUAUUAUGCAAGUCACUUUGAUACCAGUGAGGAGGUUGAUCUAAAGGACAAUUACAGCCAUAACCUCAAACCUGUUAUUUCUGCAACUCUUCUCAAUAGUACAGACAGUGAGGGAUGGACAGCCGCUCAUAUUGCUGCAUCGAGAGGAUUCAAGGAUUGCUUAGAAAUCCUGUGUAGUCACUCUGGGUUGGAGCCAGAAAAGCAAGACAAGUGUAACCGGACAGUUCACGAUGUAGCUACAGAUGACUGCAAGCAGCUCCUGGAGAAUUUGAAUUCCCUCAGGAUUCCUAUAAGGAUUUCUCUCGAUGAUAAUGUUCGGAUGUGCUACAGCGCAAGUGAUUUUGAAAGCGAAGACAUCUGCUACCUUUGCAUCCAUAAACAUACAACAUGGGAUGAUUUAUCUACAGCUGUGAGUCAGGCUGUACUAAACCACUUCAGCACUAUUAUGUCUGAUGGAUGGGAGAGCCAAGAAGACUUGACAUUUAAUAACACUGCUGAAUCCAACCUUGGCCUUAGUGCAAUCACCGACUUGUCAUUCAGACUAGGGAACACAUCGUGGUCACUAGGGCAGAUUUUCUUGCAGACACCAUGGGAAUUUCUGAAAAUGAGCAAAGUGGAUCAGCUUUCUGUUUUUCUGCCAGGUCCAAAAGAUGGAAGUCUUAAAAGUGUGGCUUAUGCCUCAAUGAUUCCACUACAAACAUUGCAAAACUUUCUUCGCUUGGUCGAGCAGUAUCACAAUGUGAUAUUUCAAGGUCCAGAAGGGAGCUUACAAGAAUAUAUAGUGGAUCAGCUUUCAUGCUGCAUCAAGAACAAGGAAGAGGGUACUGGAUUUAGCUGUGAUGUGGUGAAAGUUGAUGCAUACUUGGGAUUAUCUAAGGAGCAACUAGUGGACAUUUUUAUUAAUUCAGGAUGUUUAAUUCCUGUUGCCGAUUCACCACCUUGCAAAAAGAAAACCAUUAUCAUUCUGGAAAAAUUAGAGAACGUCUCAUUAUUGGAAUUGCUUGGGGAUUUGAUGUCUCCUUUAGAAAAUCGUGGAUCUGAAAAUCCAUACUGUGUUCAUAGAGCCAAUGGACUGUCUGAUGCCUACUACUUCCAUGAAGAUUGCUUUUUGAUGGGAGCAGUCGCAAGGCCUCGCCUUCAAGGACCUGAAUUGUUGGCACAACAGCAUUUCCGAUGGGUCCAACUGAGAUGGGAUGGAGAGCCCAUGCAUAGUUUACUUCACAAAGUUUUGAAAAGAAAAGUUGUACAUAAGUUUAAAGGUAAACUGCCUCCAUCAAGUGACCCCGUGUGUCAAGGUGUAGAUUGGAUUUGCGCAGUAUGGCAUCAGCUGAACUCCUGCUUGUCUCGUCUGGGAGCACCAGAGGCACUUUUUGGACCACAGCCAUUCAUGUCUUGUCCAAUAGUGACUGGAAAUGCACAAAUAAUGGUGAAGUGGAUGUCCAAACUGUGGAAUGCAAUAAUUGUGCCAAAAGUGGAAGAAGCAAUUAUUUCCUUGGCUACAAUCAAGAGAUCCUCUGUCCUGGGCCAUGUUGCUCCUACAUAUACCACAAGCCAAGGGCAGCAAGCAGUUGUAAGAGCAGCCCUCAGUAUACUGCUCAAUAAAGCUAUUCUGCACGGCUGCCAUCUUCCAAAAAGUGAUGUAGAACAAUGCUUAGCUGAUUUUAAAGGAGGGAAUUUAUCUUUAUCUAUGAGUUCUACAUACAAGCCUGGAGGAAAGAAGAAGGGGGAGAAUGGAGCUUGGAGGAAAGUCAGUACAAGUCCACGCAAAAAGUCCAAUCUAAACUCCUCAUGGAGCAAAGAGAAAGCAGGACUAGAAGGUGACAUCUCGAAGAAUGGACUAAAGACAGGAAGCAGUUCUUCAAUAACCAAGAAAAAAAAACCUCUGGAAGGUGUUCACCCAAAGUCUCUCCACAUGGAACAGAGACUGUCGGCUGGUUCAGAUGAUGAGGUGGAUCUUGUGAAAGAAUUGCGAGCAAUGUGUUCUAGCAAGUCCGAACCGGACAUUACCAAGAUUGCAGACUUGGAUAAUUGCCUGGUGAUCUUUAAAAGUCCUCCAAAUGAGCAGAAUUCAGCAAACAGCAAAAAACAGAAUUCUCAAAAGCCACGUAAAAAUGGGGCCUGUCCUCUCCGCAGCAGCCAGAUAUCACAGUACAGCGACCAAAAGCCAAAAACAGAACCUGGUUCCUCAAAAGUCAAAUCUUUACUUCCUAUACCGAAAAGUCAUCGGAAAAAGCAGCAGUAAUACAAGGCAGAUAGCCAUUUCUAAAGACUCUAAAGAGGAAUUAUGGAGCUUGCACAAUAAUAAAG